Messenger RNA from Cooperia oncophora, 1635 nucleotides. The record is from the annotation of a GenBank genome assembly. NCBI's taxonomy places the organism in Eukaryota, Metazoa, Nematoda, Chromadorea, Rhabditida, Trichostrongylidae.
AUGGCUGCACGGCAGUUAGAGGAUAUUGGUGCAAUCGAGGAGGUUGACGUUGGAGGUUACGAUUUGGUCAAUGUUAAGCGGGAACAAGUGGUUCUUGGUGAUAAUGUACCACUUCAACAUCGAACAGCCGGCGUUAGAAACAGAUGCCCAUAUGGAUGUGGAAAGAUGGUCGCUCCAAGAACGAUAGAUUAUCAUCGGACUAAUGGCUGCCGUGCCGGACAUUCGAAAGAUGAAGGUUUUGGUGAUACAACUAAGAAGAGGUACUACUGUUGCGGUGUGUGCUUCAUGGAAUUCGUUACUCGGACAGCUUUCCACGAACAUUUAAGCAUUGAGCACGAUGUGCAUCCUCAAAUUCACGAAAUGACGUUUGCUAACAUGGACGAGUUCAAGCGUUUCGUUCGUUGGCUAGAGCUUAAAGGAGGCGCACAUUUUCGACAUAAGUCAGGCUCGAAGCGACGUCAACGUGGAAAAGGCAUCUUCAUGGCUUGCAACAGGAGUGGAUUCGUGAACUCAAAUAGCUCCACAGGUAGCGACCGUGAUCGCGUAGGUCCUUAUCGUAUGGGUCACACUUGCACUGCGUACAUCCACGGAACUCAACAUGCUGAUGGCCGUGUAUCCAUCGAGAUGUGUGGAGAUCACUAUGGUCAUGACAUUCGAAUGCGACUUCCACCAAUCAUCAAAUCGAUAAUUGCACAACGGCAAAUGGAAGGCGAAAGCAGUGCUGAUAUAAUUGAUUAUUUGAGACAACACUUCUUACCCUUUGCCAAUGAGAACAUCUACGCUCAAAGGGCUUGCCUUGUUGAUAAUGAGGAACUGCGUACGAUUCACGUUACUGCAACGAAGAAGUGGGAGAUGGAAGGAAUUCCUACUACUUGUGAGAUAUGGGAAGAAGAAUUGCUUGACAUGGUUGGCAUUGUUCGUGAGGGAGUACCACGAGUUCGGCCUCUGAAUGAGAAAACUACAGAAGAAAUCGCCUUGCAGCAGAAUUGGCCGAGGCCCACGGUGUUCACCGCGAAAGUUCGAAUGAAGACUGGUGAGUUUGUACCACAUGAAGCUCUCUUGGAAGCUGAACGCGAGAACCGGGUUGAUCACUGCCAAGAGGAAUCUACGUGUGUUACUCCUGAGAACGCUGAGGAAUUUGAUGCCAAUGAUGGAUCCUACCCACCUGCGAAGAAACCCUUACUGUCUGAUGGUCUGAAUCAAGCUGAAGAUAGCGCAGAUGAGUAUAUCGAUGUGGAUGGGGUGGUUGAAACGGGUCGUCUCAACACGCCGGGUUCUUCUCGAGAAAUGACCUCUCAUCCAAGAAGGCAGUUUGUUCCCAGGGGCACCGCACUUUCCAAAGAAGACGUUCUGCAGAAAUUGCUGUUGGAGAUCGAGGCUUUGAAAAAUCAGAUAAUAGAUUCCGCCAACACCGUAUCAGCGUUCAGUUUGCACUACAUUUUGUUGCGUUUGAAAACUUUGAGACCCAUGAUAGGGCAUUCUCCACCUUCGUCUCAAACGAAUGGUUUCCGAAGCGAGCUCGGCCAAGCAGAAGGGGAGUCUUCGGUUGCUGGGUUCGAGGUGCUGAGCGACGACGAAGAUAUCGCGCUUUCAGCGGGUGGCGCUUUCGAGUACACCAAUUACAUAUGGAGAUAA